CAGUGUCACAUUUUAUUGCAGAUUACAAUUUUUGCAUUGGUUCUUUGAACGUUGGUUUUACUUGUUUCUAUUUUUUUAACUCUUAUCUGUUAUUCAAGAAAUUGCAGGAAAGUGAUAAGCGACUGUUUAAAUAAUAGCGGCAACGAAACACUGUAUUUUGGGCAAAUAUGUGUGCGAUUUGAGACGAUUGGAAUCUGUAGGAGGUGCUGUUUAUAGUACAAAUAACCUUUUUCAAGAUUUUUUUAUGGACAUAUCAGCAGUUUUAUUAAUAAUAUUGGAUAAGAUAAUGUGAAUGCGCAGAUUUUAAUAUGAAGAAACAGUUCUUUCGUGUGAAGCAAUUAACUGAACAAACUUUUCUCAAAGCCGAAAAAAGCGAAAUUUUCAACCAUGAAGAACUCCAAAUCGCCGAUCAGAAGGUGGAAUUCCUUAGGGGGGCGCUCAGCGCAAUCGCCAAGAAAAUUAUACCGAAUGGUACGCCAACCGACGUAGAAAAAUUAAAGAAAAAAACCAUAGAAUACCAUCUCGGUACGACUUUAUUAGAGGAAUCCAGACAGCCCCAAUCCAGAGAAUGCCCCCUUAUGCACACCAUUUUAAGAGAGUGCGGCCAAUUGGAGCAACAACUCGGCGGAGAGUACGCCGAUCACGAACUGAAAGUGGAGGAAUUGGUGUACUCCCCUUUACAGUACGUCCUCGAGAACGAUUUUCCCAAUAUCCUCAAGCACAAGCACAACCUGAGGAAGUACUGUCUGGACAAAGACUCCGCCAGUAACAGAUAUCAGGCAUCCGGUAAAGAAGCUUUACGGGGGGACAUGGAAGAAGCCGACACCAAAGUAGAACAAAGUCGAGACGCUUUGGCCAUAGAAAUGUUCAGUCUCCUCGCAAAAGAAAACGAGCUAUCCGAAUACAUUUUACAAUUGUUAAAAAUCCAGAGGAGUUAUCACGAAAGUGCCCUUAAAAACCUGCUCGAACUCAUACCCGUUUUAGAGAAGAAAAUCGGCGACAGCUCGGUGAGAAAAGUCUUCGGCACGUCGUUGAGGGAGCACCUGCGCGUCACCAACAAAAGAAUAGCCUACCCGUUGGAAAUAUGCAUAUCGGCUUUGACGGAGUACGGCCUGUCCGAGGAGGGCCUCUUCCGCGUGGCCGCCAGCACGUCGAAAGUGAAAAGACUGAAAGCCGCCAUCGAUUCGGGCUGUUUCUCCUUCCUCAUACCAGAAUACAGGGACGUGCACAUCCUAUCGAGCUUAUUGAAACUCUACCUACGCGAACUACCGGAGCCUUUAUUAACCUUCCAUUUGCACGAAUGUUGGCUGGAAGCAGUACAAGUUCAAGAGCCCCAACGUAUCGAUAAAGUGAAGGAAAUCAUACAGAGGCUUCCGCAGGAGAACCGAGACAAUCUGGCUUACUUGUUCCAGUUUCUAUCGAAGCUCACCAAGCACCCGGAAAACAAGAUGACGCCUUCCAAUAUAGCCAUCGUGCUGUCGCCGAACCUUCUCUGGAACGAGCAGGAGAAUCUGAACAGCAUCGGUAGCUGCGUAACCUUCAAUAUUCUAGUCGAGUUGAUGAUAAAAGAGAGCGAUUAUCUGUUUCCCGACGACGCCAGUAAGCUGGUCAGCGCGCUGGAUAUAUUCCAGGACGAGGAUAUUGGCAGUUUUAAAACGAGCAAUUCGCAUUUGGAUUAUUACGCGGACGGUCCGAGACCUAAUCAGAGAAAGAAAAAGACUGCACCGGUGCCUCCCCUAUACAAAUCGGACAAACACGAUAGCGUAACGAAAAUGACGCCUUCUUCGCCAAAGAAUUCGAUUAAGUUAGACGAAAUCAAAGUGAUACAUAAUCCCCCGCACCAAACGACGCCGCCUCACGUCCCGGCGAAUUCGCCCGUCGCCAAACCGAAGCCCGACGAAUCGCCGGCGAAACCGCCGCCGACGGGCGGCGGCUCGGCGGCGGCGGCGGCGGCGAGCCGAGAGAAAGAACCGGCGGCGAAAUUGGUGCAAGUGAAAAGCCAUCCGGUGGCGUUGCCGCGCCAGAUCGAACCCGCCAAGAAACCGCCGUCGCCCAAUACGAAGGACGGCGCUAGUCAAACGUUGCACAAAUCGGACAGGUCGACGAUGACCGACGAAUCGAAGGGCGUCGCGCAAACCAAACCCGCCGAGCCGAAGUUCGUGUCUACCAUUUACCACAAAAUUUCCAACCAUCCCGCUGUGAUAACGGACAACAAAUCGCUGGACGACAUCGAAGAGGUGUCGAUACGGCGGAAGGAUUUGGGCGCGAGGCCCGAGAUCCCCGCUCGACCGUCGUCGCUGCGAACGUGCUCGGUGUACAACGUGGCCAACAAGCAGCAGCCCAGCUACGUGCACAUCCAGGUGAAGCCGGAGCCGCCGCCGCCGCACCAGCCGGGCCACGACAACAAAAUGGCCGAGAAGGAGCGGUUCCUGGGCCACAAGGCGGACGAGAUCGACUCGAAUCAUAACAGUGACGGCCACACGGCGGACAGAACGUUGUUAGUGAAACCGUUGGAUUGUGAUCGAGAGGGCGAGAUGGCGAAAUCGGUGGAUUCUAUCGUGAAGAAUAACGACGCAUGUGAUAUGAGGAACGCCAAUCGAAAGUCUAGUCAUAACCGUACUAGGUCGGACGGGGGUAUUAUAGAUGUAAAUAAAGGGACGAAUACCGGUAGGAAUUUGAGUAAACCGACGCAACCGCCGCCGCCGCCGCCUGAUAUGAUGUGAGGACUGUUUCAGGUAAAUUUGCUGUUUUAAACGAUCGGAAUUGUUGGUAUCUAAUAUGAGAGUUUAAACGUUGAAGGAAGUGAAUGUUUUAGCCGAACGGAAUAUCGGAAUCAAUUCAUUUCAUGAUUAAAAUUUUGUGCAAUAAAAUGUACCGUUCGUACUAGAUUUUUAUGAUGCUUGGUUUGCUUAUUUUAAUAUGAAUCCACCCUAUGAAACUUGAACCACCCUACGUUGCAAUAUAAUAUUGAAAUAAGCAAUAAGCAUACGUUAAAAAGCAUUUUCGAUGUACAAGGUGAUUUUCAAAAUGUUUAUCGUAAAAGGAAGGCGGUGCAUCUUUAGCUCAUUUUAAGAAAAAUGUGACUCCUCAAACUCACUUUUGAUACACUGUGACAUAAAAGU
Molecule: messenger RNA, 3122 nt
Organism: Phyllotreta striolata
Lineage: Eukaryota; Metazoa; Arthropoda; Insecta; Coleoptera; Chrysomelidae
Source: the annotation of a GenBank genome assembly